GUGUUUUCCACACCAUAGAAUAAAAAAGACCUCCUAAUCUCCAUGACCAGUUCACCUUUCUAUCCCCCUCCCUCAUCCGCUUCCCACUUCUUCCACUCCUUGGUCCAACACUGCAGCCCUGAGCAGCUUGGCGUACCCCUCGGCCCCGUUCGAGGAGGAUCGGUGGGCAGACAGCUCAGAGCGGCUCGAAGGGUCAGAGGCAGGAGGAGAAUCCUGUGUGGAGGACAGGAAGAACGCAUUGUCCUCAUCCCAUACCACAUCCAUCUUGUCCAUCCUCCACCUUAAUCUUCCCACCACUCUACCAUCUGGCCACGUCACCAUCACAACCACUGACACCACCACCGACACUGUUCCAGAUGUUUCUGAGCUCUGGGUGACAGACAAGGAUUCAAAUGAUAGCGCUGUGCCAUCUGGAUUUGAGGACGACGAGCUGCAAACUCACGGGCUGAAUGGCGUCCAGAGUCGUGCCCAAAGUGAGAGCAGCGGUGAGUUCAGCCUGAGUCUGGAAAAUGAGCCAUGGUCAAAUGGCAGCAGCCCUGUCAAGCAGCCUCCAUCACGCCACUCCUUCUCCUCCUUCCAGCCCCCCAAUGAUACCUCCACCCCCCAACACACACAGAAGCAGAAGCAGCAGCGGCACAAGGAGAAAGCCUCUACCAUGGCCAUCACCAACAGCCAGAAUUCAGAUAUCCAGUCUACACCACAACAGAAAAAGCAUGGGCUCUCUCAGGACUUCUGGCUCACAAGGGGUACAAAGAGCAUCCGGAGGGUUCCAAGAGGGAAAGUGACGCGUCGCUCAUCAGAUUCAACAGGCACAGUCAAAAUGAACCCAGGGCAGAAUGGGAUGAAUUCAAAAUCAAGCUCUAGCAAAGCUGAAACUACCCAAACCUUAGCUUGUUCGCCUAUCACAGUGCUGUAUGUUCAGGGCAAGUCAUCCUCAAUGUCUGGUUGCCUCAACUGCUUCUCAACCCCUUUGGGCAAAGAGGGGCGACUUAAAGGGCCCAGGUCGCCCAAAAGUCUCCCCCGAGCCAGCAGUGUCAUUUCCACCGCAGAGGGAUCAUCCCGGCGCUCCAGUGUAAACAGUGACUGCAGGGCAACUGUAAAGACUGACCCGCUUUCCGCCAAGGUUUCAGAAGGGAGCAGUGGUCAGGAGGAAACAGUGAGUCAACCUGAACCAGAGACCAAUAACAGGGAGCCUGAGCCCAUUCCCCCAGUCAAACCUCCCAGAGACCCGGCAGUUUUUGAUCCCACAGACGGCCCCAAAUCCCCCGUGCAGGAGUCACUUUUUGGCUCCUCGUUCACUUUCAACUCUGUCUUCUCCAACACGAUCUUCAGCGAUUCUGUGGUCACGACCACGACCAGUCUGGAUGCUCUUGACACCAACCAGACCUUCCUCUGUCUGAAUCCAUCUCUGGUGCAAAACUGUCCACUUGAGAGCCAGGAGUCCACUCCUCCUAUGACACCACAAACACUGCUCAACAUGGAGAAUGAGCAGAGUCAAAAUGUAGAAUGUACAGCUGGGAUGGAGGAGAAGGACAAGCCACUCACAAUUGCAUGAAAUGCAGCUGUCACAUCAUUGACUAUUGUCACAUUCAAAUAUUGCAGCUAGCUGCAAGUCCACUUCUCAUCACAUCAACCGUAGCACACAAUUUAAGUCACAAAUUUAAUAUGUUUGCAUUUCUUUCCACUGACUAAGUAUACAGUUAUCUUAAGAGGUGUAAAUAAAAAUAUGUUUGGUUCUGAUUUUCUUUCCACAGCUUUAGUAACAUUAGUGCAUAGUUGUUUUCAGAGAUUAACAGUAGCCUAUUAUCUUUCCAUUCUGUUUGUCUUUUUGCACAAAUUAUGUAACUGAAUAACGUAUGGAUAGAUGUCCUCUUUUGCUCAUUAAAGGGUUGGAUUGGGACUGUUUACUUUUACUUUUACACACUGACAAUCCUAUUAUGUACAUUUGUGUUUGCCAAAACAUUUUGUUCAUUUCCCCUGUUUCUAUUUAUGUCAUGUCACUCAGAAAGAACUGUUAAAUUAUUAUAUGUUGGUGAGCUGUCUGUUAGAUUUAAAUGUAAGCCUGGAGGAAAUGUGACGUUCAUGUGUAAUAAACUGUAAAUCUUGUAAAAUAGGAUGUG
Molecule: messenger RNA, 2120 nt
Organism: Perca flavescens (yellow perch)
Lineage: Eukaryota; Metazoa; Chordata; Actinopteri; Perciformes; Percidae
Exons: 3
Coding region: 656-1555 (299 amino acids)
Source: RefSeq, a predicted model, not a curated record